Molecule: messenger RNA, 4467 nt
Organism: Caenorhabditis angaria
Lineage: Eukaryota; Metazoa; Nematoda; Chromadorea; Rhabditida; Rhabditidae
Source: the annotation of a GenBank genome assembly
AUGGGUGGUCGUUUCAGACAUCGUUCCAACAACAAGGGUGCUGUUAAAGUUCAAACGGGUUCAGCGUAUGUCGGCUUUUCAUUUAAAAAUCGAAUAAUUUUGAAUUUUUCCAGAUGUGAAUCGAAUCCAACAAAAAGUCGCCACAGGGAAGCCGCCAAUGCAGCUCGUAUGGCUUCUUUUGGUGGAGCUGGAAUGCUUGCUGUUGAAGACCGUCCUGAAAAUAGUGCUGCUGAUGAUUUGAUGUCAGCACUUCCUAUUGCAUCGAUGGAUAUAUCUUCAUCUAAAAGUAUGGUUUCCGAAGGUGGAAUCUCUAGAAUUUCCGAAUUCACUUCGUGUACAAAUCCAGCUUUCGAAUCAGUCAAUCGAGUUUGGAAGUGAGUUUUAGCCGUUUUCUUUUCAUUUGUCGUGUGUUUCAUGUUUUUGUUUUGUCCAAAACUUGAGCCAUGGACUGAUAGAUUGAUUUCUUCAGAUCUGGGUCCUCUAUUCAAGCAGAGGUAGUCUCAGUUUUGGCGGCGAUUGCUGAAGUCAUCAAAGAGCGUGAUGGUAUGAUGUACUUUCACAAUUUUCUGUUACCUUUCUGAUUUUUAGGCAAAGAAUCUGAUGUUGAGUAUUGUGCUGCACUCAUCACUGCUCUUGAAGGAUCAUCACUUGGAAACCCAAAAAGAACCGCUGCGAUUGCGUAUCUUCUUCAUUUGAUUGUUAGAAAAGUUCAUAAAGAAGUUCUUCAAGCUCAAUUCCAUCGCUUCGUACAAGUAUGUUAUAACCACUUAGACCUUAUAUUAUUUUCUCUUUUCAGAUUUUGUACACGAAACUUCUUGAAAAUGUCGACAGCACUGAAGGUUCUGCACUCAAAAAUCUGAUUUCUGUUCUUGGAAUUGUUCUUCGAAGUCAACCAGCAUCUGUUUGGGCAAGUGCCAAUACAAAAAACAUGCUCGUAUCUGUUGCUGCAUUAUCAGCUCAUGAUAAACCUUGGGUUCGAACAAUGGCAAGACGAGUUAUUCGAGCUGUUCUCACUGACCCAGUCACAGCUUUUGAUAAUGGAUUACAUCCAGCUAGCGGAGCUGUUGGUCAACUCAUUUUGAAUCACAUCGAAACAUUUUUAUGUGAGUUAAAAAAACAAUUUUUUAACCUAUUCUGUUCUGAAUAAGAUUAUUUUUCAGCGAGUGCAAAAGGAGACAGUACAAAUGUUGUUCGUUUCCUUUGUCUUUUGGAAGGAGUUAUGCAUAAAAUGCCUGCAAAUCUCUUCAAAAAAAUGGCAGAAGCAAUGCUCAAAUGUUUUGCAAUUUCUGAUGCGAUGGUAAAAUGUUCAGCUCUUCAAUGUCUUCAUCGCGCACUUCAACGACAACCAUGUGAUUCUGCUCUUCCAACUGAAACUAAUACACUUCUUCUUGUUGCAUUGCGUCAAUUAGGAACUUCAGUCGCUGAUGUUACAGUAACUGCUUAUUGGAUGCAAGCACUCGCUGAAGCUCAUGUUUGUCUCACAGCAAAGGAUUCCAAGAAAUCCAUUCAAAAUGCCUAUCAAACUUUGCCCCUUUUUGUCAAAAUUUUCGAAACUGGAAAUGAACAACUCGCCCAAGUCACAUAUCAAUCAUUAACAAGAGUUAUUGAUAAUUGUGUGAAAGACGAUAAUGAAUGUGCAAAAUUCCUGUUGGCUCAAUUACAUUCUGCAAUGACAAUGAAAUCCGCAUCUGUUUGGAAGUUUAUUCUUCGUGCUCAAAUGAAAUUGUAUGAAGUUUGUGGUGACGGAAUUCAAGGAGCCGAGUUUACAAAGGUUAUCGAAGAUUUGGCUAAACUCCGACAAUCAGAUGAAUGUUUCUGUAAAACAGAGUUAGAUUUCGUAUGUUUAUCAAAUUUUAAAACUGAGAGUAUAAAUAAUUCAAAAUACUUCUUUCAGACAAUUGGCGCAGCCGUUCGUCAUGUUGGUAUUGCUCAUGUUAUGAAAAUUCUGUCACUCGAUGUUGAUCCAGAUGCAGCCAUUCUCUCGACUGAAUUCAGUCGCUCAUGGCUUUUACCAAUUCUUCGUGUCAAUAUUCAUAAUGCUCCAAUUUCUUUAUUCACAUCACUUUUCUUACCAAUUGCUAUGAAAAUUCAUAGACGUCUCAACACUCUUCAACCUCCAGUUCAACGUCUUUAUACAACAUUCCAAUUUCAACUCUGGGAAUUGUUACCAGCAUUUUGCGAAUCACCAUCCGAUUUGGAAACAUCAUUCCCAGAUAUUGCUCCAAUUUUGGGUGCAGCUCUUCAAGAAAGAAAUGAUCUUCGUAUGACUGUUUUGAAUGCAAUCAGAAGAGCUCUCAAAUUCUCCUUGGAACCAGGAGCACCACAAGAAAGAAUUGAUGUUAUGAGCCGAUAUGCAAAAAAUUUCAUGCCAAUUUUCUUCAAUAUGUAUACAGCUUCUGUUGUUGAUGGAGCAUAUGAUGAUAAAGGAGUUCGAUUGUCUGUUUUGGAAGCAAUUCGAGUUUAUGCUGAAGCAACUCCUGAUGAACUUGUUAAUCGAUUUGUUGAUAGUGCUAUUUCGAAAUCAAAAGAAACUCAUGAAAAUGUUGGAACUGCUACACAAAAACAAGCUCGUGUUCUAGAUAUUCUUUGUGCAUUGGCUAGAGUUGCUGGAACUGAAUCUGUUUCGAAAAUUCUUGAUACAAUUCGACCAUUGUUGGAUGCGUCUGAUUUGAAUGGACUUCAGAAGAAAGCUUAUAGAAUUUUGGAAGAAAUUAUUCAACGUAGAUCAUCUGAAGAAAUUGAGCAAUUAUUGGAAAAUCGCAGCGAUUUUAUUGAGAACGCUGUUUUGAAACCAAUUGAAGCGAUUUCUUUCCCAGCGAGAGCUGCAUACGUAAGUUCACAUUAAUUCUAAUUUUCAAGUUUUAAACAAGUAAAAUGAAAUUUUUCAGUGUUCAUGCGUUCACAUGCUUUUGGAUAGUUAUGAUUCAUUAAAAACAGUUUCUUCAUUCACUGAAAAAAUCGUUGGAAAUAUAAUUGUUAUGUUGGAUAAAGAUAACAAUGUUCAUUCUCGUCAAAAUGCAUCAAAAUGUCUUCAAUUCAUCUGUAACAAAUUAUUGGAAUUAGUAGAAGAUCCAACAGCAGAUACACCAUCUCAAGUUCUUGAUGUUGUUAUUUCAAAAAUUUUCGAAUUAACAACAUUGAAAGUUGGAGAAAAAACAACAUCUAUUGAAAUUCGAAUUGCUCGCGGAGCUCUUGUUGCUGCCAAUAUUAUUGCACAGAAGCAAAUCAAAGUUUUGAACACAAUUACAACAUCCAGAAUUAUGUCAUUUGCUUGUAAUUGGAUUACUGAAGGACGUGCACCUGUUAGAAUUUUGGCAAUUCGAUUGAUGCGUGUUUUAUGCCAAAAAAUUCCGGAGGUUGUACUUCAACAAUUCCGCGAACAAAUUUUGACAACAGUGUUUGAAGAACAAUUGACAAGUGACUUGACAGUCAAAAUUCGAAAGGCUAAUCGACUUCUUCUCGAAGUUCUCGUUGAAAAAUUCGGUGUAAAUGUUCUUGAAAAAUAUACAAAGAAAUCGGAUUGGUUGAAACAAAUCAAGGCAAUCGAAAAACUUCGAAGAAGAAAAUUGAGAAAAGCAGCUGGAGAAGAAAUGGAUGAAGAAGAAGAUGAUGGAGCAACAGUUAUUAGUGGAGCAUCUGGAAGAACUGCUGGAGCUGAUACUAUUCUUGAAUUAUUAGAAGACAGUGAUGCUGAUAAUGAAAGUGAUAGUGAAGAACAAUUAAUGAAAAAGAGUCGAGUUGGAAGUGUUUGGUUGAAAAACGAAGGAGAUGGAGAUGUUCCAAUGGAUUUGUUGGAUUCGGCUAGAAUGAUGGAGCACAUCACAACAACAAAUCCAGCAAUUGCUGAAAUGAGAAAGAAAAAAGCUAUUGAAAGAAGAGAAAAGAAUGAAGCUGGUUUUAAAUUCACUCGCGAUGGUCGUCUUGUUAUUGUUGAAGCUGAUGGUAAGAUUUCAUAAUUGAUAUCAAUUGAAAAAUAAAAUAAUUUUGAAAUUUUUCAGAGCUUGAUGAGAAAAAGAAAUCUCGUAAACGUAGAAAUGGAUUGGAUGAAAUGGACGAAGAGGAAGAAGGUGCAAAACGACAAAAAGAAGAUAGUGAUUUGGAAAGUGAUUUGAUCUCUGAUGAUAAUGUAAGUUGACUAAAUUGAAUUUAGUAAAUUCAUAUAGAAAACAGAGAAAAUAAUAAAAUGGUAUUUUUUAGGAUGAUAAGAAGACACAUGUUAGUCGCGCAACAUCUUAUGGUGGAAAAGGAAUCUACAGAGAUACAAGUGCUAAAUCACAAGUUGGAAGCAGUGUUGGUUCGAAACGUAAACCGGGAAAAUCUGGACAAAAACCGGAGAAAAAACAACAGAAGAAUCUUCAACCAUACACUUAUGUUCCAUUGAGAAACAAAACUGCGAAACAAGAUGUUAGACAGAUUUUGAAGGCAAAACGAAAGAGCGGAAAAGGAGGAAAGAAAGUUACUUUCUAG